Cryptotermes secundus is the source of this 1335-nucleotide messenger RNA. Its product is annotated as neo-calmodulin. Gene Ontology annotation, molecular function: calcium ion binding; enzyme regulator activity. The coding region runs from base 342 to 1109 and encodes 255 amino acids. The transcript is spliced from 8 exons. The record is from RefSeq and is a predicted model, not a curated record. NCBI's taxonomy places the organism in Eukaryota, Metazoa, Arthropoda, Insecta, Blattodea, Kalotermitidae.
UGAGAGGCAGUUUCUCUCUGUGCGCACCAGCGGUAGGUUAUCUCUCUCAGCCAUUGUUACCACACAACAUUCCAGUUAAAUGUACAUUUAACGUGUAAAACAAUUCAAAACCGUACAAUAUCGUAUUCUCCUAUUGUAAAGAUUAAAUAGUUUCUAGAUAUACAUAAAUUCAAAAUUAUAAAUAGAUCAACGGUUAUAUCGUUCAAUGGUAUAAUCGACACAACGGGGCAAAAUUAUAUUUAUUUUUCUUCAAAAGAAUCACCAAGUUGGAAGGGAAAAUCUUUUCGGUUGUUGGAAACUUUUUCUCAACUUCUCCUUUGGUGACUCAACUAAAGGAACUCAUGCGAUUUCUUCCUGCAUCAAAAGGCAGCUAUGAUGUCUGCACUCAAAAUGAUAACGCACGGUCACUCCAUAGAACAGGUCUCUACGUCUCAUUAUCCAGCGUGUCGACGCGCCAAAGCAGCGGACUGCAGCCAGACCAGCACCAGAGCAGUACCAGUGGCACCAGUAACCACAGCAGAGCACCACCGCAAGCUGCCGCCGCUGCUGGCAUUGACAUCAAGAGGAACGGCGUGCCAGAAGGGCAUAAGCACGUCUCGAAGUCACAGAUGAAAGAAUUCCGUGAAGCCUUCCGCCUGUUCGACAAGGAUGGAGAUGGUAGUAUCACCCAGGAGGAGCUUGGGCGCGUCAUGCGGAGUCUGGGGCAAUUCGCCCGCGAGGAAGAGCUGCAGCAGAUGUUACACGAGGUGGACAUAGAUGGUGACGGCAACGUAAGUUUUGAGGAAUUUGUUGAGAUUGUGUCAAACAUGGGAGCAACUACUGAACGCACGGCCGAUCAGGAAGAGAAGGAGCUCCGGGACGCUUUCAGGGUGUUCGAUAAACACAACCGGGGAUACAUCAGCGCUUCAGACCUCAGAGCUGUGCUCCAGUGUCUUGGUGAAGACCUCUCUGAGGAGGAAAUUGAAGACAUGAUCAAAGAAGUAGAUGUUGAUGGAGACGGUCGCAUUGACUUUUAUGAGUUUGUCCAUGCUUUGGGGCAGCCAGGGGAAGAAGAGGAGUUGGAUGAAGAAGAGGAUGACAGAGAUGAAGCUGGGGUAGUACAUCUGUGAAAACCAUCUUGGUAUAUGAUGCUGCCACCUGCAGACAAGACAUUGCACUAUUACUGCAAAGUUGUGUGGCAGUCUCACAUAUUCUCUUUGCUUUAUUCUAACUUGUUACAUAUUUUAUGUCUUCUUUCAUAUUGUACCAUAUCAUUAACUUUAUCAGAUUUUCAAAGUUGAACUUCGUUGUGUGUGUGAAUACAUACAACUGACUGAAAAAAAAAAGAUAUUUAAA